CCAUUGUUGCUAGACUUAACGGCAGCGUCGCUUUCUAAAGGAACUACAAUUCCCAGGAAACACCAGAAGAAUGCUAUCAUAUGUUGUCUGGCAGGUACGUAUUCAUGAGGUCGUAGUCUCCAGCGCAGCAGGCUGAGCAGCAAAUGGUCGUGCUCGAUCUUGCUGUAGACUGUCAUGAUGGAGGGUGACAACAAACCAGUCUACGAGCAGAGCUUCAAUGCUGCUGUCAAAGUCAUCCAAAGUUUACCUUCAAACGGUUCAUUUCAGCCUUCCAAUGACAUGAUGCUGAAAUUUUACAGCUACUACAAGCAAGCGACACAAGGCCCCUGCAACAUUCCCCGUCCAGGGUUCUGGGACCCUAUUGGCAAAGCCAAAUGGGAUGCAUGGAAUUCUCUUGGGGAAAUGCAGAAGGAGGAGGCCAUGGCGGCCUAUGUGGAAGAUUUGAAACUGAUUCUGGAAAGUAUGCCUGUAACAAAUGAGGUCGAGGAGCUUCUGCAGGUCAUCGGACCGUUCUAUGAGCUCGUUGACGACAAGAAGAAGAUAAUGCAAGUGUCAGAUUUGAGCACAGGGUUUGGGAGCAUGCUAACAUCACCACCCAAAAGUGUCACAAAAAGCAUCAUCAGGACGAUGGAGAUGAACGGCAGCCUGGACAGUUACCCCAUCAAAAUAUCAGAAACUCCACAGAUUAAAUCAUUAGAUAUGAAAGACAGAGAAGAUGAUAAUGAAGAGGAAGAGAAAGAUGAAGAAGAGGAGGUUAAAGAGGUGAAAAAAGCCUCCCAACUGAAGAAAAGGGCUUCUGCAGGAAGACCUAAAGAACGGAUAUCUAAUGGAAGUAUCGGCCAACAUAAAGUCCUUGCCAAUGGGACGCAUGGGUCCAAGUCUGAUCUGAACAGACAGGAGUCAGAAGAAGACUCUGAAAGCUUUAACCACGAGAGAGACAUCAUAGAACUGAAUGGACACAUCAAAGCAGAAGACGUGUCCAGUUCUCAGCAUGUGGCCAGUGAUUCGGACAGUGAGGUGUACUGUGACUCCGUCGACCAGUUUGGUGGAGAAGAGGGAUCUGAGCUACAUGUCAGCCACUCACUGGACGUGGCCGAGGAGAGCCACAGCACACUGUCCUCCACAGGAGAGAUCAGAUCAGAAGAGGAACUGCUGGGACAGGAGGAAGGCGUACAGCACGGUGGAGAAGACGGACGGAGCAGCAGAGGCGGUUCUCAGAGGCAGGGACUUCCUGCGAAUAGAAGUGACACAUCUGUGGUCAGGAGGGGAAGAGGGUCCAGGCCACCUGCCUUUGGCUCGGGGUCAGCGGGACCGCAGCAGGGCAGUGGGGGAGAUGGGGAACGCUGGGGGACGGAUGGAUCAGCAACACAGAAUCUAAAUGAACAGAUAAUGUGUGCUCUGGCCAGACUGCAGGACGACAUGCAGAGCGUGUUAGAGAGGCUACACACACUGGAAGCUCUCACAGCCUCACAGGCCAGAUCCUUAGCACUGCCAUCAGACUACCUGUCAACACCUGCAAAUAAAACGAAGAAGAAACCAUCCUGGUGGCCUUUUGACGUGUCUCCUGGGACUGUGGUGUUUGCUGUCAUCUGGCCGUUUGUGGUGCAGUGGCUCAUCCGUCUGUAUGUGCAGCGCAGGAGGAGGCAUGUUAAAGAUCGGCUCAUCUUGUUCCAGAAGAAUCAACUGACUGAUGGUUUGAGCGCUCUGCAGACCCAGAGGAGAGUUUGUCAGCCUGUCCCGAGAUCUCGAACUCCUGCACUAUGAUGACACCCCUGAGAAUUAGCAAACGGAAAGACCGAGAGUGAAUGUACGGCGAUGCAGCUCAUCACAAGCUUUUUUGUACCUUUUCUUUUUUAAUGUAACAACUUGCUAAGUCAGAAGUCCCCAAUUUCAGUAAUUAAAACUAGAAUUUCAUAGUAGUUAUGGAAAUCUUGUUAAUUGAAACGCACUAUUAGGGGCAUUCUAAUAACUUUCAUGUCAAGUGUAUAAUCAUUCAGUGUUCUGCGCACAUAGCUGCUAUCUGUCAUUAAUACUGUAGCAAAGUGGAAGAUGCAAAGGGGAUUUUUGCUUGAAUAUAUCUCUGAUUCCUGCCAUGUUUGAUAGAAAAGAGACCAUGUGUGGGGUUUGAGCUGUAAUGGGAAUAAAUCAGGAUUCCUAAAUUGUUGGAGGUUGUUGGAGUAAGAUUUUGAAAUGCACAUAAAUAUCUAGACUUAGCGCUUGUUCAAAUGAGCUGUGGUGCUCUUUAAAGCCAUAAUGAAAAAAAACAUGCAUAUUAAACUGACCCUUUGCUUUGGAAAUCUGAGAAAAGAGUCCGAAGGCAAUAUAGAAAAUGACGUUCUUCAUCUAUUCAACGUCCCAUCAUGAUUCCUGCCUGCAAAGAUCGGACCUAUUUGGUACCCUCAGAUGUGUGUAGGCACAAAGCCACACAUCUCAAUGUCUGAAUGAUGCCAGCUUAAAGGAACAGUUCACCAAAAAUUGUGAAUUUGCUUAGAAUUUACUGUCCCUCAGACCAAGGUUUCUUUAAUCAGAAACGAUUUGGAGAAAUCAAAUCACUUGCUCACAAAUCGAUCCUUUGGAGUGAAUGGGUGCCGUCAGAAUGAGAGUCCAAACCAUCACAGUAAUCAGAAGAAAAGCAUGUUUGUAAUACAAUAUCAUUAAGAUAUUUUACAUCAAUCUCUUGCUUCCAGCUAGCUAAUAUAUCUCUAUCAAUAAUAUUGCUUUCUCCAGUGAAGCCAUCUCAUCUGAAUCAGGAGGAUGUUUCUUACAAACACACAGCUUUUCAUUUCACAGUGUUUUGAGCAGCUGUUUGGACUCUCAUUCUGACGGCACCCUAUCACUGCAGAGGAUCCACUGGUGAGCAGUAAUGCAUUUCUACAAACAAACUCCUUUAUAUCUUGAAUGGUCAGAGUGUAAGAGAAUUUUUAUAGCAUUUUUCCGCCUUUAUUUUUGGGUGACCUAUUCCUUUAAAAAUGGAAUACCAAAAUAAGUGUCAUUCAUUUGAAAGAAAGACAAGCACACUUUUCAAGAAAAAACAUUAAAAAAAAAAAUAAUAAUGAUAAAGGGGUUGUUAAAUAAAUGAAUGCAGUGACAUUCAAACAUUAGUGUGGCUCAAGUGUGCAAAUAGUUUUUUGGGUCCAGUGUAUUUUGUCAGUGCAUUUCUCAGCACGGUUGCAUCAUUACUGAUGUUAAUUAAUGCUAUGGUGAAUUAUUACUGCAAGAUCUGUGUGCAUGAGAAGUUUCAAAUCUUUAUCAAUGUUUGCAGGAUGUAAUUGAGAAUCGAAAACUACCCGGGUUAAAUUGCAAAGCACUUUCAAUGAAUGUGAAGACAGUGACCGAUUAAGAGUUGAAAAAUUAACAUUUGUAAUGUUUAUAGCCCUAUGACUAAUAGAAGGCUGAAAUCUAAUGAAUCAUGUAAAUUACAUAGGUAGGUUUUUUUUUUUUUUUAAAUGAAGUUUUUUGUUUCAUUGUGGUUUGUGUAAAUUAGUCAAUAAUGUUAAUAAUUCCUUUAAUAAUUGUAUAUUAGAUAGGUGCAAAAAUAUAUAAUUUGGAACAAGUUCUAUUUUAAUUGUACUAUACUGUAAUGUAGCAUUUGCAUAUGUUAUUCACGUCUGUAAUACUUGGAAUCAUCUGUAGAGCAGGAGGUUCUUGAUUUAAUGCUUUUGUUCAGACUAAACACAGUAUGUUCCUAUUAAACAUUUCAAAUUUUGCCUUCAGUGCAGAUGAUCAACCCAUGUUUCUUCAUCGUCACGAUCCAUGUCAUUCAAUAUGUUAGACUACGCAUUAUUAAAAGCUUUUAAAAAUCU
Molecule: messenger RNA, 3803 nt
Organism: Carassius auratus (goldfish)
Lineage: Eukaryota; Metazoa; Chordata; Actinopteri; Cypriniformes; Cyprinidae
Gene: acbd5a
Product: acyl-CoA binding domain containing 5a
Exons: 13
Coding region: 175-1764 (529 amino acids)
Biological process (GO): fatty acid metabolic process; pexophagy
Cellular component (GO): cytoplasm; peroxisome
Molecular function (GO): fatty-acyl-CoA binding
Source: RefSeq, a predicted model, not a curated record